GAGGGAGCGCGCGCUGUUCGGCUGGGGCGGAGCGUAAGUUUGUGGGAGGCGAAGCUCACUGCUUUUGGGACAGAGGAAGGGAAGUACAGGACGGAGUCUGUCCGCUUUAAAUUGACGAUCGGCGACUGUUUAUCAAAAUGGAUCAUAACGACUCGGUUUUCUUCAUGGGCCCGAGCGGUCCCUCCAGUAACCUGCUGCUGGACCAGCUGCCCAGCUACCAGUCCCUGCUGUACCGCCGGAAGCCGUCCGUCGCCGGCAGCUCCAGAAGGCGGAGCGGCCAGCGCACGCGAUUAGGCUCGUCUUCCAGCUGGAAACUUAAAGGGGAGAGGCUGGAAGAGAGGCCCAAGGUGGCACCACUGCAGAGACAUGCCCGUGAGCUGCCGCUCUCCAUGGUGGAGAAACGCAGGCACAAGGAGCGGCACAUGGAGACGGAAAAGGAGCUGGUUGGCUGGGAGCAGUGGUGGCAGGGGACUCGGCACUCCCUCAAGAGGCUGAGGGAGGAAGGUGGACAUCUGCUGAUGGCCCUUCAGCUCUGGAGGACCGACAUCCACGUCAUAGAGGGGAUGUUUGGCACAGGGAUCCGCUCCUACUUCUCCUUCCUUCGGUUUCUGGUCCUGCUCAACUUUGUCAUUUUCCUGUUGAUGUUUGGCUUCGUCAUGCUGCCCAUAAUCGCCGUGCCCCACGCCUCGGGAAACAUCACCUCCAACCUGGACAAUGAAAAGACAUGUAGUGAUUAUCCCAGCACCUCCAGGCAGGGCCUGGUCGUAUUUCACCAGUACAUCUCAGACCUCCUAUCUGGCACAGGGUUCUUGGAAGAAACAUACUUGUUUUAUGGGUACUACAAGGUGGACAGCAUUAAUUUCCCUAAAUUCUCUUACAACCUUCCUCUGGCCUACAUCCUUAUCACCGUGGCUUACCUGUUUCUGAGCCUCAUAUGGAUUGUGAAAAGAUCUGCAGCUGGCUUUAAGCAAAACCUCAUCCAGGAUGAAGAACUCUUCCAGAGCUUCUGCAACAAGAUCUUCGCGGGCUGGGACUUCUGCAUCACCAACGCGAACGCGGCCAGGCUAAAGAGGAGCAGCCUGUUAUAUGAGCUAAAGACGGACCUGGAGGAGGAGAGGAUAAAGCAGAAGAUAGCGGGGCGCACACGCAAGGAGAAGUGCCGGAUCUACACAAUACGGUUGGCCCUCAACAUUUUUGUGGUGUCCGUGCUGGCUGCCUGCUUCUACUGCAUCUAUAGGGCCACCAUCUACUCCCAGGAAUCCCAGUUGAAACACCAAAUCUUCAUACUGGAAUUGCUCUCUGAGUACCUGCCCUCCAUCGUGAUCACCCUGGGCAACUUCAUCACUCCGCUCAUCUUCUCGCUCAUCAUCCAGUAUGAGGACUACUCCCCAGCCUUUGAGAUCCGCUUCACGCUCAUGAGGUGCGUGUUCAUGCGUCUGGCCAGUAUUGGAGUGCUGCUCUUCUCCCUCUGGUCCCAGAUAACCUGUAGGGAUGCCAGCUGUCCCUGUGGGUACAACCAUGAGCUCUAUCCAUGCUGGGAGUCUCGCGUCGGACAGGAGAUGUACAAGCUCAUGAUAUUCGACUUCCUCAUCAUCGGUGCCACCACUCUCUUUGUGGAGUUCCCCAGGAAGCUCCUUGUCACUCACUGUGAACACGGCCUGGCCAAGUGGUGGGGGCAGCAGGAGUUUGCCAUCCCCAAUAAUGUGCUGGAGAUAGUCUAUGGCCAGACUAUCUGCUGGAUCGGCACCUUCUACUGCCCUCUGCUGCCCGCCAUCAGCACCAUCAAGUACUUCAUCAUUUUCUACAUCAAGAAGCUGACCUUAAUACACAACUGCCGCCCAGCUACCCGCCCCUUCCGCGCCUCCAGCUCCAACUUCUUCUUCCUGGGCGUGCUGCUGAUCGGCCUCACCAUGGCCUACAUCCCCAUUAUCGCCAGCUUCGCACAGAUCAGCUGCUCGCAGGCAUGUGGCCCCUUUGUUGGCUUCAAGACCUCCUGGGAGGUGGUACCCCGUAGCGUAGACCAGCUGCCCUAUGGGAUAACAAUCUUCUUGAAAGGCCUCGCCUCGGAGGCCUCUGCGGUGUGCUUCUUCGUCAUUACCUGCUUGGCCAUGUUUUACGUCAUCGCGCUGGCAAGAGCUCACAAGUGUGUGAUCCACCAGCUCCGGGAGCAGCUCGCCAUGGAGGCUCGAGACAAGCGCUUCCUGAUCGAGAAGCUGCUGCAGGCACAGAGAUCGGCGGCUAGGUUCCGAGGGGGGACAUCUUCGAGCAGCUCGGGUCUGUACGGCCCUCGGAGCAGCACCUCCCAGGGGCUCUGCCUCCUCGAGCCACCCGUCUCCACAACCAACGUAUAAACUAGAUGUCUGGGGGGGUUCCUCAGGAAACUUUUAAUGAGCCCAUCCGUGAGUCCCGAUUGGUCCAGAGGAGGCCUGCACUAUCCUUUUGAAAGACAGGCCUCACAGAACUCCUGGGAAAUUAGCCUGAUCAGUGUCAGGCAGCAACUCGUCUCCCCACCUGUCCUGCAGCCCGACAGGUGGUCAGAUCUGUGGCCUUAAAGAGGAAACGUCUCCUCCAGUAUCAUUAGGUGCAAUAGAAUUCACUUCUCAUAACCUGACUCAUAUGUGGUGCCUUUUUGAAUAUUUUGUCCCUGUUUACUUCUUCAGUACUGUUUUUUUAAUCUACUUAGUUUUUUUUCCUCAUUGGGAGUUCUGAUCAUUAAUGCCUUCAGUGAAGGACCUUUUUUUAAACAGCAGUUAAGUUAGUCUGAAUUAAGUUUCCGUUAUUCAGUCACUUGUCACAAAUUAAACAGAGUGACUAAGUGUUUAAGGAUGUAAACACAUUGAUUUAGGAAGGAUGCUGGUUUCUGACAGAGAAAAUGUAAACAAAUUAAACACUUCAUUUAACCAUUAGCCACUAGAUUGUCGUCAACCUACCAGUCUUGUUUAACUUUUAAAAUAUUUUCUCUACUGUGAUUUUAUUAUUACUGUAGUCUAUGUCAAAUGGAAAUAUUUUGUUUUUAUAAAUAUUCUAUAAUAUUAAACAUUAUUAAACCAUUAUUAGAAGUAGCUCAAUUUUAGUGUCACCCCCCUGUGUCAUUUGGUAACUGACUGUUACAUGUUUUGUACUACACAAAAUAACCACUGACAUCAAAAGCAGUUUUCUAUUGUGAUUUGUCAAAUUAAUUAAACACUUUCAGUAUUUUGAGUUUGAA
This is a messenger RNA of Paramormyrops kingsleyae, 3208 nucleotides long. Its product is annotated as transmembrane channel-like protein 7. Gene Ontology annotation, molecular function: mechanosensitive monoatomic ion channel activity. The record is from RefSeq and is a predicted model, not a curated record. NCBI's taxonomy places the organism in Eukaryota, Metazoa, Chordata, Actinopteri, Osteoglossiformes, Mormyridae. Gene Ontology annotation, cellular component: plasma membrane.